Coniophora puteana RWD-64-598 SS2 is the source of this 1330-nucleotide messenger RNA. RefSeq lists its product as uncharacterized. The record is from RefSeq and is a predicted model, not a curated record. The coding region runs from base 311 to 1330 and encodes 339 amino acids. Lineage: Eukaryota; Fungi; Basidiomycota; Agaricomycetes; Boletales; Coniophoraceae. The transcript has 8 exons.
GUUGUAGGGCGCUCUCAGCGCUCACCUGCAGGAAAUGGCACUUCGCUCCCGCGCAUGCGUCAGCGGCCAGCGCGGGCCCUAUGCCACUCCCGCCUACUGCGUCCGCGCCAUUUUAUACAUAUGACUUGUUCGGCGGGGGUACCCUGGCACCAAACCAGAGGUUUCGGUGUGCCGCCGCUGAGGAAGGUUAACGAGGGACUGCGGAAGAAUGCGCCUUGGCUUUCUUUCGCUCAUCAGAUAAAUAUCUUACAUAGAUUGGCUAGUGCAAUCGAAGCUCCGCGUGUUUACGUGCUUCGCACCGACGCAGUGGAUGGCUCUUCCCAACGGGAUAUCGCUGGAUGCUGCCGCAAUUGUGUCGACCGUGCUGGAGGGUAUACUCUAUGUCUUCUCUUUGCUCCUUUUCCUCUGGACAGUCCACACCGUGCUACGUCGAAACAACACAACACGCGUGAUUACAUCCAAGAUCAUCAUUGCCGCAGCCCUCCUAGUGCUCAGCACUGCCCACCUCGCUGUCAACGUCGUACGGACAAUAGAGGGUCUAGUACUCUAUCGCGAUAAAUAUCCAGGCGGGACCGCCGUGUUCUUUGAGGACGUAACAGAAUGGAGCUUUGGCGUUAAAAUGGCUCUCUACCUCCUUCAAACACUUCUCGGAGACGGCAUCGUGAUUAUAAGGUGCUAUAUCGCGUGGCACUCCUGGAAAAUCGUCUCUAUGCCCAUUUUCCUCUGGUUCGCUCUCGUCCUCACAGGCGCAAGCUGCAUCUUCUCGCUCGUGCACGACCCGGAAACGACGCGUACUGUCUUCGCGGCCGAGACGGCCGCAUGGAUCUCGCGCUUCCUCGCCUCAACACUCCUUGCUAACCUCUUCGCGACCGCCUUGCUUGUCUAUCGCCUCUGGACCAACGCAUCAGCAGCAGACCCUCUAAUGGGCUGGCGCCCAGCAACAGCCCCGCUCCUGCGCAUCAUCGCGGACGCGGGUCUUCUCUACUCCGCCACGCUUGUUGCGGUGCUGCUCUGCUACGUCACGAAGAACACUGGGUAUUACGUCCUGAUGGACAUGGCUGUACCUAUCAUAUCGAUCACGUUUUAUAUGGUCAUUAUACGGGUUUCGACACGUAAGGGGCCCGCAAGCAUCACGAAAAGCGAGCUGGCGACGUUUGUAAGGCCGAGAGACAGGUGCACUUCGAAGAGCGGAAGUUGCCCGAGCUCUCCAAUAUCGCCAAGCUCUGGCGAGCGUCAUAGUGACGUAGAAGAGGUGGUAUCAUUCGAGGAGCCUGUAUACCCUAUCAAGACUUUGCAGAGGGCUGCGAGCACAGAUGAGGCAUCAGCGUGA